CUAUAACAAAGAUACACAAUGCUGACUUUGGAAAUGUUCUCGUUAUUAGACCUUGCGGACCACUACAGUGGAGAACUGAUUUCACACAUCCAUUAAAAAUCAACCUUGAGUUCAGCUAGUGAAAAGUCAUAUGCAAAAAUUGCCUAGGAAAAGUUGCUUGCGUUGUACAUUUUGAGGCAAAAUGCAGAUCGGAGAAUCUGUUUACGAAGCCUCAAAAACAAACAUUCCAGUGUCCUGAAGCUCCACGGGCCGCGCGCUAAGUCAACGCCUGGAUGUGCAACGUUUAUAUUCAACAAUCAAUUGAGGUAUUCAGUAAUGUGGGCCCGAGCAACACACAAAUGCAGCUGUGUCCAGUCAGCUUCCUAGAGCUCCGCAGGAUGCACGGACAGUCCCCAGGAGUCUCCGCCUCCCUCGCGUGCGAUGGCUUCUCAGGUCCCUGCCGCUGUGUUUUUCUUCCCUGUCCUGGGCAGCGCGCACAGUCACACAUACACACAGCUUUCUUUUCCCUGGAUCCACCAUCCUGGGCUGAGAAGCCAGGAGAGAGGGUGGCGAGGUUUGGAGGAACCGCUGGGACGACUGGAUUUUGAGUAGCGAUUCUUCACCAUGGACAGAUUCUUCAUCGUCUUUAGAAGCCUGGUCCUGUUGCAGGUGCUCUGCUUGGCCUUAUCGCAAGUGACCGGUCCGCCUGGAGCGCAGGGCCCCCCUGGUCUCCCCGGCCCCGCUGGAACUCCCGGCGCCGACGGCAUUGAUGGUGAAAAGGGUCCUCCUGGACCUCCUGGACCAGCAGGUCAAAAGGGAGAGUCAGGUGAGCCCGGUCCUGAUGGAUCUCCAGGGGAGGAUGGCAUCGAUGGUUUGAUUGGGGCUAAGGGUGAGAGGGGCCCUCGUGGUAAUCCUGGACCAAAGGGUCAGCCAGGGCCUGGUGGGUCACCAGGGCGUCCUGGACCUGGACUGGCUGGACUUCCUGGAGCAGCAGGACCCAUUGGGCUUCCUGGACAAAUUGGGCCUACUGGGCCAAAGGGGGACAUGGGAAGUCCUGGAGCUCCAGGUUUACCCGGACCUCCAGGAAAGCCGGGUCCGCCAGGAAAGUUUUUGGGUGUAGAGGAAGGCAGUGCUGACUUUCAG
Messenger RNA from Puntigrus tetrazona (Sumatra barb), 1122 nucleotides. RefSeq names its product collagen alpha-2(IX) chain-like. NCBI's taxonomy places the organism in Eukaryota, Metazoa, Chordata, Actinopteri, Cypriniformes, Cyprinidae. The transcript has 11 exons. The annotation marks the transcript as partial. The record is from RefSeq and is a predicted model, not a curated record.